GGACUGUUACUCACGAUGAGUGGCGACGGUGGCGGGAGUCAGAGUGGCCGCCGGGACCAGUUUUUUUCACAGGGAGAGCGGAGAGAUAAAACGAAGAGAAACGAAACCAAGCAAAUCAGAGAAAUGGAAUACAGCAGGCACGGAGAGGAAUACAAAUCACACAAGCAAAGAAAAGGGAGAAGAAGGCACACGUCGUCCUUUCAGCGAAAGGAUGGACGAGAGAAAGAAGAAGGGAAGGAGAAGGAGAACGAGUCAGGAUCGGGAGCGCCUGAGACCGAUGACUCCUCGCCGUUUCCGACCAGACGCCCGGCUGGCGGCCGAGGAUCCCUAUCUUUGGUUUGAUAUGAGUCCUAGGGCACUCCGGAUGGGUUCAUGUUCUGCUAAUCCGGAUUAUCAUUAUUAUCAUUCCCAUUAGACUAUGUAUUACACAUGGUUCCAUCCCUCGACGUGGUUAUCGCUUUGACGAUUGUACAGUACCGUCCAUAGUUACGGGAUGCCUGGUAUCUCCGGCAUCUACGGAGUAUUCCUCAACCAUCCACCUAGGUAGAUAACUCUACAUGACGUACUAUCUGUAGACAUUUCUAAUUAAUUCAAUAUCAGAUAUACGGAGUAAAGAUAAACAUCAAUAUCAAACAACUACUCCGUCUGCCUGUAGGUACCUUAGGUCCUUAACGUCAGGCACGACCGAAGCCGGCCCAGAUCAGCCAACCAUCGGCGCUGCA
Messenger RNA from Aspergillus steynii IBT 23096, 722 nucleotides. RefSeq lists its product as uncharacterized. Lineage: Eukaryota; Fungi; Ascomycota; Eurotiomycetes; Eurotiales; Aspergillaceae. The transcript has a single exon. The record is from RefSeq and is a predicted model, not a curated record. The coding region runs from base 16 to 342 and encodes 108 amino acids.